AUGGCCUUCUGCAGUGUAUGCUGCAUUGGGAUUGUGACAGUCUUCUACGCAAUUGCUAUAUCCGACAUUGCAAGGGCAGUGCAAUACUACCAUUACAGUUACCAUUCUCCUGGUCAUAUCUUGGGUCUCUUUUGCUAA
Molecule: messenger RNA, 138 nt
Organism: Aspergillus niger
Lineage: Eukaryota; Fungi; Ascomycota; Eurotiomycetes; Eurotiales; Aspergillaceae
Exons: 2
Coding region: 1-138 (45 amino acids)
Source: RefSeq, a predicted model, not a curated record